This is a messenger RNA of Pogonomyrmex barbatus (red harvester ant), 7048 nucleotides long. RefSeq lists its product as uncharacterized. Gene Ontology annotation, cellular component: nucleus. Gene Ontology annotation, molecular function: RNA polymerase II transcription regulatory region sequence-specific DNA binding; DNA-binding transcription factor activity, RNA polymerase II-specific. Lineage: Eukaryota; Metazoa; Arthropoda; Insecta; Hymenoptera; Formicidae. Gene Ontology annotation, biological process: regulation of transcription by RNA polymerase II. The record is from RefSeq and is a predicted model, not a curated record.
AUGGAUAUUUCUGAUGAGGAACUGUUUGAUGCAAUACCAAAUUGUAACUCUUUAACAAACAUUGGUUUGAUGGAGCAAUCGAAGGAUUUCAUACAAGAUCCAAUUUCAGAAAAAACAAACAAAAGUAUUAUAACUAAAGAUAUUUCAGUAAAGCUUACACGUUUGUCAAAUGAUAAAGCAAAAACAGAAAAAAAAAUUUUUCCUCUUAAAAAGAGGAGACGUUUUGUAUGGAAAUUUGGAACCGUGCAUAAGAAAACAAAAAAAGCAGCAUCUGUAAAAUCUUCACAAGGUUUCCGAAAGAUGGAAUUGGCUACCGAAGUUACUUUGGGUAUAUCAGAAGAUAGGACAAAUGAGCGAAUACAAACAAAUUCGUUUAAUCAAGCAUAUAUAGAAGGAGAAUCAAUCGGAUAUGUUCAACAGGCUGAAGAAGCUGCACAGAGUGAUACUGAAAGUUGUAUUAUAUUGACACAUCGUACACAGAAAGAAAAAGAAGACGAAAAAGAAAAGGACGACAAUAACGACGAUAACAAUGAUACUUAUGUAUGCGCACGUGUCAUACCAUAUGAUUCUUAUCGUAAAAAUAGCAUUACAUACUUACAUUCUAAUAAUCCAGUGAAUUCCGAUUCUUUAUUUUCGCUAUCAUUAAACGGAAACACAGUGAAUUCCGAUUCUUCAUCUUCGCUAUUAUUAAACACAGAAUCGAGUUUGUAUAAUGAAUCUAGUAUGAUUCACUCGUCUAAAGCGAAAAGAUUAAAUCGUAAAAGAUUAAAGUUUAAGGCUAAAAGAAUGCAGAUGAAUGAAUGGAAGUUUAAGAGAAAAUAUAUUUCAUCUGAUAGUGAGAUUGACGAGAUUCCUGUAUCGAGGAAAAGACCUCGAAUAUUGUCGUCGGAUGACGAUAAUGAAACUGUAACUAUAAAUAGUACGAAAGUGAUUGAAAAUAGUCAUAAUGAAAAUAGUCAGAGUGAAUCUCAUUUGCUUUUUGAAAAAGAAAUGGAUAUACAGAUUAGUCGCGUGGCACGAGUUACUUUAAUGAGAUUGGAAGAUAUGGAUGAUGAAGAUGUUAUUAAAUGGAGACACAGUAUAACGAACACUUCAGAUGUGAUUGUAUCUGAAUCAGUAGAAAAAGAAUUGGAUCAAAGUAACUUAUUGCAAAAUUUCAUACCUUUAGAAUCUUCAGAGAAAUCAAUUUUGCUAAAAGAAGAUAAGUUGUUGGAAACAAAAGAUACUUCUAUUUCUUUACCAAUCACGUUGAAAUCUAAUAAUUGCGUUGAAAAGCAUCACACAAAAUCAAAGAAUUCCUUGCGUAAGCUAAGAAAGAAAUACAAACUGUUCAAGAAACCGAGAGUUCUAAUGAUAAAAUUGGAUUAUCUAAAAUGCCAUUCUGAAAAUGGCAAAUAUUCGGCGACUAUCGUCGAUUAUUUAACAAAAAUAUAUGUAAAUACUGUAAGAAACUCUACCUUUCAACAUGAAUCAAAGAUAUAUAAACGCGUGACCUUACGAAGAAAAAGUAUGAUAGAUCUCAUGGAUCAUAAUAUAAGUUCCAAUGCGUCUGAACAACAAAAUAUGAGCAUAUUUAACUCAUGCAUAGAAGAAAAUUCAAUAAAAGAUGCUCAAACCAUAGAAAAUUAUGAUAAGAAUGCCCCAUUCAUAAUUCGUAGGAUUGUACCCAUGCAAAAUAAGAAUAAAUCCUCAUCGCCAGAAAAGUCUGAAAAGAAUAGUGUUUUGUCGCAGAAACGUUUAGAGAUAUGGCGUAACGCGUUUCGCACAUUAAUGAUCGAAAAUUUACAAGAAAUCCCUAAGCAAGCUUCUAGUCAGUUAACAUCAAUGUCGAAGAAAUCGAUGAAUGUAGAACAUGAAGAUGUUUCUUCCACUUCCACAUUUAUGUCUUUCGAACCAGUCGGGUCUCAUGCCGAUAAAAAACAUGCUUCGUCGAAGAAAUCAACAGAAACAUCAGUAAAAUCAACAGAAUAUAAGGAUACAUCCAAAUCCGAAUCACCCAAUAAAAAUCUUCGACAACAUACAAGUAUUAUAGCAAUUUCUAAAAACGACUUUUCUCAAUCUAAAGACAGCACUGUUUCCAAAAGCCCGCGCAAAAGUACUGAAGAGGCAAACAUUGUUAUAUCGAAUGCUUCUUCAAAUUCAAAUAACAAGACAUCAGAGAAAACAUUAUCAAAAUCAUCUGAGAAAGCGAAUAGCUUCGAAUCAAUCAAUGAUAUGACAUUCACAAAAUCGAAAAUCUCGGAAGUGCGCUGUACUAAAGAGUCGCCACAUAAAGUAGAAAUAACAUGCAAAUGCAGCAUAUGCGGAGUAUUAUUUAAGAAUUCUGAACUGCUAUUAAAACAUAUGACUUUGAAUUCGCAUAAAAUCUGUACAGUUUUAACUUCUACGUCUAAACAUGUAGAAGAUGAAACGGUUGUAGAUAAGAACUGCAGACGCAAUUUGGAAGAUUUAGAAUCAUUGAUAUCGCAACAGCAGCAACAGUCUUCUUGCAUUAACGAGAAAGAUAGUUCGUGUCAACUUGUUGAUUUCAACAAAUCAUUAUCAUCGUCGUCAUCGUCAUCGUCAUCAUCGUCAUUGUCAUCGUCAUCGUCAUCAUCAUCGUCAUCGUCAUCGUCAUCAUCAUCAUCGUCAUCAUCAUCAAGAGACGUUGAAACGCAAUGUGAACAUUCCUGCACGGAGGAAAGGGAAACUCGAUUAACUGCAGUUAAAUCGACAUCGAAGUCAAAGUCGAAAUCAAAAUCAAAGUCGAAGUCGAAGUCGAAAUCCAAUCUGAAUCUGAAUUUACCAAAUAAGGCAAAAAUGAUAAAAUCUAAAAACAAUAAGUGGGAUUCCUCGACGAAUGUUAAAUUAAAACGAACGGUUGCAUGCAAAAUUUGUUCACGUGUCUUUAAAAAUUAUCCUCAACUACUCCAACAUAUGUUCAAGCAUAUGGCCAACGAUCUCCGAAAUAUGUACACGUCGAUCGAAAAUGAGAUUACUUCUACACAUCAAGAGCAUAGCGAGAACAAUGAUCGACCUUCCAGCAAUACAAUAGAGAAUUCGAUAGAAGCAGUUUCGAUGGAGGAGAAUGUUGAAGUAACUGAAAAUACUACUGAGCAAGAGAAGAAUCUAUUGGAGAAUACAAAUAAAUCCAGUACAGAGACUGCUAUUGCUUUGGAAGUAUUAUAUGAUGCAUCGAAAAAAACAAGUAGAGUUUUGAACUCAGUGGUGGCAGAACAAAAUAUAGAGAAGCAAUCAAUGUCUGCAGCGAAUAAAGCACAAAAUGUAGAGAAGGAAAAAACGAAUGUGGCUGAGCCAUCUUCGGAACUUCAGUCAGUAAAAUCCUUCAAUAUCUGCGAGUGUCACAAAUCUGAGAUAACUGAGGUAUCUAACAUACAGAUUGAGAUAGAUUUGUUUUGCACCACUUGCCAAACGCUGUUUCGACGCCUCGAUUGCUUCGAAGCACACUGCAUCCAAAAUACUGCGAAAGGUACGCUUUGCAACAAAAACCGACGACGCGGUAGGAAAUCCAAACUGUUUUGUGUUAAAUGUCAGCGAGUACUGAAUUCUGUCAAGGAGUUACGUCAACAUUUGUCAACGCAUACUCGACUCAAUCGCCAGGGCACAGCAUCUUUCUGUUGUAAUAUAUGCAAGGUAAUCUUCUACGGUUUCGGAACACUUUUCAACAAUCAUUUCCAAAAUCACGAGAAGAACCCGUUUUUCUUGGCUAGCCGUCUCUCGUUCCCAAGACCCGCUUAUAUCGGCUCGAAAAUUAAUCAGCUAUCAACCGCAGACAAAUCGGCAGAGGUUUACAUGCAAGUAGCUGAUUAUGUAUGUCGUGAAUGUAGAACGCCUUUCGUCUCGGCACAAGAUCUAAAGUUACACGAGGCACUCUGUCAAAAGGCUUCUACCAUCAGCGAUCCUCGCAACAGAUCCUCUAACAGCAGUAGCCUGAGUAACACUGUCAAAAUACCGAUUCUAUUGAUAUGCGGUUUCUGUAACAAAACAUUUUAUAACAAGACGACUUUUGAGCUGCACACGUUAGAGCACAAGAAAGGAGAGCCGCAUUUACAUUAUACUUGCGUAUCUGUUACUGCCCUGGCGAAAGUAUACAUCUGCAAAGUGUGUAUGUCUAUGUGGCAAUCUUUACAAGAUUUCGAAAAACAUUGGCAAAUUCAUGGUGUACUUCAGGAAGAUUUCGUAUGUUCUCGUUGUCAACUUCAUUUUGACAGUGUCGAGUUGUUUCACAAACAUGCGAUCAAGCAUAAAAGCAACGAGAUUCAUCAAAUGCCAAUUACGUGUGAAGUAAUCUAUCGUGAUAUUAGUAACCAGGAUUCUGAGAAUUCGCGAAGAAACAAAAUUAUAAACAAUUUACCUUAUGUAGAUCUAAGUUGUUUUGAUGACGGAAAAGAAGCUGAGAACACCACAAACGAUAAGUCACAUGAAUCACAAAAAUCACAAGAAUCAGUUUGCAGUUCUGCAUUGCAGAAUAUAGUUGAAAAUCUUUUGUCUGAGAAUCGAUUCGCGGAAACCGAGGUAACAUCAGAAUCAGUAACAAUAACACCGGAAUUAACAAAAUCCCCCAAUAAAGAGAGACAAACAAUUAAGCAGGGAGUGAAUGAUUCGUUCACUCGUACUUCGGUUCAAGUUGCCUCCACCAAUGUUACAGUCGCACACUCGAAACAAAACAACAUAGAAAACGAUUCUGAUAAUGAUGAUGAGCUAACGAUAGUAUUGUCGGAAAGUGAGGAGAGUUUGGUGUCGGGUGAAAUUGAGAAAACAAUUGAUAGCUCGCCUUCUAGGCGUAAGGAUACACAAGAGAAGUCAACAUCUACUUUUGUUAUUGCUGAUGGGCAAAAGACACGUUCCAAUAAUACGGUUUCAAUUAACGCAUCUACGAAAAUUACCAAUAAUGCUAAUGGAAAUUCGAACUUAAGUACUCGGAGUAGCGUAAUAAGUCCAAGGAAAAUUGCGACUAGGCAGAUAGAUGUUAACUUAACAACGGAGACACCGGUGAAUCAUGCAAAUAAGAUCCUUGAAAGUAGCACAGAUCAAGCAGAUAUUACAUCUUCGAAAGAUAAGUCCAAGGAACCGUUACCGAAGAACGCUAUGAGUUCCAUACCUAAGACCUUCCUGCGUGUAAAAUCUUUGGCUGAAUUGAUGAAUGCUGCUCCAUUGAAGAGUCAUAUCUGUCUAGUGUGUGAUCUCUCAUUCGACUCCGAGCACAAAUUGAAGGAACACGUGACGGUGCAUAAUAUUCUGUCUUCUCAAGACAGCCAAAGUAAUCAAGCAUCUUCACCCAACAAAAUUUGGCCAAGGAGAUCGAUCUCGAAAUCUUCUAUGUUCGAUACAUCAACCCAGGAACAUAGCCUUCCUCCUUUGGUGGCGAUCAGUGCGCCUCUAUCUGUCAAUGUGCGUCCACAUACACCUACCCAUAUAAUUGACAAAUCCCGGCGGUAUCAAAUUAUCAAUGUGAGGUCAUUGAACACAAACGAAUCUGAUACAAAUGUGAAUGCAUCAAAACAAAAAGAGGCAGUACCAUAUGAAACCACAUGUAUUCCGUCGUCGAACAACGUCGUCACUACAAUACAUUUACAAAAUAUCCAACCUAAAAAAACGGCCUAUCAUCAAAAUUUACCGCCUCAUAUUGGUCAACCAUUAAAUAAAUCUGUGCAAUCUGUUCAACAACAGCCGAAUACUGGCACUGCAGCUAUUAAACCGUUCCUGCGAACUUAUCAAGGACCUAGGUUGCCGCCACCGCCUUAUCCGGAACAGUUGCAGCAGCAACAACGGCCACAACAGCUGCAACAACAACUACAAUUGCAGAUACAAGAGUUUCUGCGUCUUCAGCAGGAACAGAUGCAGUCACAAGAACAGCAGUUACAAUCGCAACAACGGCAAAUACAGUCGCAACAGCAGCAGAUACAGUCGCAACAGCAGCAGAUACAGCCGCAACAGCAGCAGAUACAGCCGCAACAGCAGCAGAUACAGCCGCAACGGUACCAGAUACAGCUAGCAACAGCAGCAGAUACAGCCGCAACAGCAGCAGAUACAGCCGCAACAGCAGCAGAUACAGCCGCAACAGCAGAUGCAAUCGCAACAUCAACAACAGGUAUGUCUUAUCAAUUGACACCCACCAAAGCAGUCCCGGUGAAAACAAAUUCGGACAACAAUAUGUUUGUAGCCGUGAACACGAUGCAGCAGGUCUCGAAGAAUCCAGAUCGUUUUGUUUGUAUAUAUUGUCCAGGUUUCGAAUGCGGUUCGGUACAAGAAUUUACAUUGCACGAGCAUUCACCAAAGCACGAAGCUCGUAGUCAUUAUAAUGCAAUUCCGUAUAUCUCGAAUAUAAAUAAUCAAUAAGAAUCACACUUUUUUAAGUCUCUCGAUAUGAAGCAUGCGAUGAGUAAUUGGUUCGUCGGUCAUUUAUAUGAAGCGAUGUUAGGAACGAUGUUAUAAUCGUUCUAUCCGAUGGAAUAAAUAUUUUAUUUUAAUCCUUUAAAUCGUACAAGUUUCAUUACUAUGUAAUGAAGCACGAUGUAAUGAAGUACUGAUAGCUCUAUGCUGACUCCAUUAAUGAUGUACAUAACGCUAUAUAUAUAAAUAAUGAUGCAUUCUUAGCUGAAUCGUGAGAAUUAUAUUGAAUAAGAUUUUGAUCAUCUAAUGCGAUUGUAAAUGUCCAAUAAAAAUCGCAUUUCCUUAAUACUUAACUUUUUAAAUAUGAAAUUGUAACAUGGAGUGAUGUUUCUUUAUUGAUUUUCUUCUUCGAUCUAUUAAGAGAGUGUAAAUCUCUGCAAAGAGACUUUUUUAGUAAUGUCAUUUGCUAUUUGAAAUCAGAAAUAUUGUUUCCACAAAGUUACGACACCAAAUUAAACAAUUUAGAUGUUUUCGGAAACGCAAAGAGUUGAAAGGUUAGCAUUUAAAUUAGUUUUACUGUUAAUAUUUCUUGUUCCUAUUACUAAAUGACAAUGUUUGAGUAUGAACGUUAAACGAAAAUAGGAUAUUAAUAGGAUAUUUCGAGAUGUUGAAAUAAAUGAUAGAACGUAUCUAAAAUAUGUUUCUAGUGAUUGUA